Messenger RNA from Anopheles coluzzii, 5865 nucleotides. It is a transcript of the gene Pitslre, whose product is annotated as serine/threonine-protein kinase PITSLRE. Gene Ontology annotation, cellular component: nucleus. The transcript is spliced from 3 exons. Gene Ontology annotation, molecular function: ATP binding; cyclin-dependent protein serine/threonine kinase activity. The record is from RefSeq and is a predicted model, not a curated record. Lineage: Eukaryota; Metazoa; Arthropoda; Insecta; Diptera; Culicidae. Gene Ontology annotation, biological process: protein phosphorylation; regulation of mitotic cell cycle. The coding region runs from base 108 to 2972 and encodes 954 amino acids.
UCUGGUUGUCAUUCUGGGGCGCAUCGUUGCCGUGCGGAAGAAAACACAUUCUGUUGUGAAACUCCCGUGAGUUUUUUCGGUGCAUUUUGUGGCUAGAAAAGAAAAUCAUGAGUGAUGCCGAACAGAGCGAAGAUGGACAAGUGAUGAGCGGCGUCGAGCUGAGCCCAUCGGACGACGAGGAAACGACCGACUCGCUGGACAUCAAACCACCGCAGGCGAGCAGCACCUACUAUGGCAUGAGCAAGCGCAAGGACAGGAAGGGGAAGGAUCGACGGCACGCCAAGGACCAUCUGCGCCAUCACAUGAUGAUGGAGCGGGAAGGUGACCGCGACCGGGACCGUGGCGGCGAACGGCGCGUUGACCGUGGAAGCAAUCGGAUGGAGCGGGAGCACUACUACCGCGAGCGGGAGCAUCAUGCAGCCGGCGGUCGUGAGCAGCACCGACACCCAGGGCAGGGGCAGGGCUCUUCAUCGCGCUCGGGAAGUGGACGGGAUCGAAGCGGCAGCGGCAGAGAAACCAGCUCCCGAGACAAACAUCACUCGUCGCGGUAUGAAAUGAACCCAUUCUACGGGGAAAUGCGUGAAACGUAUCACAGCAAGCGGGAACGGGACCGGGACCGCGGUGAGCGGGAGCACCGGGGCGAGCGCACCGACCGAGAAAGGGAGCGUGAGCGAGAGUACAACGAAAAGCAGCAGCGCCGGGCGGAAGAAAAAGCGACCGAUCCGGAGAAAAUCAUGGAAGAUCUGCGCACCCGACUGUUGCACAAAAAGAACCGGCGGGACUCGAAGCGUGGCACGGAGGGAGGCCGCGAGCGUGACCGGGAGGCAGAACAGAUGCACGCGGAGGAGGAGGAAUACUAUGCGGAGAAGAGGGAACGCCGCCGGGAGCAGCAUCUGCAUCGCCGGUACCGGGAGGAGGAGCAAGCAAAUGAAGGAGCCGCGAGGGAACGCACACGACACCAUGACGGCGAUCGUCGGCGACAUGCCGGGGAGGUGGUGGAGGUGCUGGAAAGCCCCGACCAUUCCCACUACCACCAGCAGAAAACGUCGAGUGCACCCCGCACGGCGGAGGAAAAGGAGCAGGAGGAGCGUCGGGCGAAGCUGCUGGAAGCGGACCGGGAGAUGCUCCGCCGGAAGGAGCUGGCACGGGAAGAGCUGGAGGCAAGGCGGCUGCGCAAGGAGGAGGAGCGUGGCAGGGGCAUCGAGACGGAAUCGGAGGAAGACACCGACGAGGAGGACGACGGGGAGAUGGAAGAAGAGGAGGAAGAAGAGGAAGAGGAGCGCCCGUCGUACGAGGACGAUGACGUUGAGAUGGUACCGGAAGAUGACCGCGCACGAAGAACCGCCGACCAGCGGGGUACGAAGCGUCGAGGCGAACGGGGCAGAGAGCGAAAGCGGCACCACCGGAAUCGACAUGCGUCCUCUCACUCACACACCAGCUCAUCGCACGGUUCGGAGGAGGACGAACGGGACGAAGAGCAUCCACCGGGAAGUCCGCUUUCGGUGGGCGAUUUGGCAAAAUCGGAUCGUCGCCAUUCCGGCUCGUACAACUCCCAGUCCCGAUCGCCAACGAACUCACGUUCGGGUUCGGAAUCGGGCUCACGAAGUCGUUCGCGAAGUCCUCGGCGGCACCGUCGGCACGAGGGACGUGAUAGUCGCAGUCCAAGCAGUCGCAGCCGCUCGAGAGAAGAAGAGUCAAGAAAGCGUCCAACUGGCGGCGGUGGAGGUGAUGAUGAGGGAAAGGGCGAGGAAGGAAAAGCGUCCGGCGAAGCAAAACCUGCGGUCGGUGAGGAGGAAUCGAAAGAGGUGGAGGUUAAGGAUACACUUCCACCGUACUAUCCGGGCAUACAGGGUUGCCGCUCGGUGGAGGAAUUCCUCUGCCUCAAUCGCAUCGAGGAAGGCACGUACGGUGUGGUGUAUCGGGCGAAGGACAAACGCACCGAAGAGAUUGUCGCCCUGAAGCGGCUAAAGAUGGAGAAGGAAAAGGAGGGCUUCCCCAUUACGUCCCUUCGGGAGAUUAACACACUGCUGAAGGGGCAGCACCCGAACAUUGUGACCGUGCGGGAGAUUGUGGUCGGCAGCAACAUGGACAAAAUCUUCAUCGUGAUGGAUUACGUCGAGCACGAUCUGAAGUCGCUGAUGGAAACGAUGAAGCACAAGAAGCAGGUCUUUCUCCCCGGCGAGGUCAAAUGUCUAACGCAGCAGCUGCUCCGGGCCGUUGCCCACCUGCACGACAACUGGAUCCUGCACCGGGAUCUGAAAACGUCCAAUCUGCUCCUGUCCCACAAAGGCAUCCUGAAGGUGGGUGAUUUCGGGCUCGCCCGCGAGUACGGUUCCCCCCUCAAACCGUACACCUCGAUCGUCGUUACGCUCUGGUACCGGGCGCCCGAACUGCUGCUCUGCUGCAAGGAAUACUCCACCCCCAUCGACAUCUGGUCGGUCGGUUGCAUCUUUGCGGAGUUUCUCUCGAUGGCGGCACUCUUCCCGGGCAAGACGGAAAUCGAUCAGCUGAACCGCAUCUUCAAGGAUUUGGGCACGCCGAACGAAAAGAUCUGGCCGGGCUACAACGAGCUGCCGGCCGUACAGAAAAUGACCUUCACCGAGUAUCCGGUGUCGAACUUGAGGAAGAAGUUCGCCCAUCUUACGAGCGAGCUGGGCAUUUCGCUACUCCAAGGCCUGCUGACGUUCGAUCCGAAGCAACGGCUGACGGCGGAGGCGGCCCUGCAGCACAACUACUUCAAGGAGCUGCCGCUGCCGAUCGAUCCGGCCAUGUUCCCCACCUGGCCGGCCAAGAGUGAGCUCGGGCUGAAGAAAGCGCUGGCCUCCAGCCCCAAGCCGCCGAGCGGUGGUGGAGAGUUUAAAAAGCUGGGCGAUGAUGCCGUGCCGGACAAUGCGGGCUUUCAUCUUGGCGGCACGACGUACGCGGAAUCGCGCCAGCUUGCCAUGGGACCAGGGUUUAGCCUGAAAUUCUGAGGGCACGAGCUGUCAUCCGGGUUCGGGUUGAAGUAGGCUGUGCGCACCCAGCACUACUUGCACCGAGCACCGGUUGACACUGGGACUGGCGGGCUGCCGCCGUCGUCCAAUACGCGAUAGAAUCGAAAUUCCAGACACAAUUAACACAAUAGAAAUGAAAAGUGAAAUGCAGAAUUUGGAAAGGCCAACAUUACAAGGAAGUUAGUUUUUAAAACAUGAAAAUUAAUACAAUUUACAUUAGUGUUCUUUAAAAAGAAAAUUGUUCUUAGAGAUUUCAUUGAAAAAGACGAAAGUGGAUUGGUUGCAUUCGAAAGGAACGUGUUCAAAAGAAGUGACACCAAACAACCCGCAGAGAAAAGGCAGAGCAGAGUGUGCUAAAUCCGGCGAAGGAUGUCCUCUGAGGAGACUGGUGCCAUGGACGAGGAGAUGCGUCGUUCAUCGCUAGGGCUAGCUAGCGCGAGUGGAGGGCUAAUUCCGCAGAACGGUGCGAUGCUGCAACCCAACGUGCAUCUUUUGGGCGACCAGCGCAUUCUCGGUGGUAUGCAGCGAAGUGAAGAUGCCGCGCCGUUGCAGAUACGUGCGCAACCGCCAUCGCAAUCCGGGUCAUUGCCACUGUUCCACGGUGGUCAGGCGCCAUUGCUGUCAGCUCCAACGGCGCCAUCGCAGUCGGCUCCCGCACAGCAGCACCAAAGUACAGGUCCGUAUUUGAGUGGAAGUGAUAAUACGAUGAUGCAAACGCUACAGCAGCUACAAAAGCAGAUGGCACAGCAGCAGCAGCUUAUAAGUGAAUUAUUAUGCCAGCGUUUAAAUAACUUAGGUGCGUCUACGGCCGCGGUACACCCCGAGCAGAUCAUUGACACGUUAGCGAGAAAUAUAACGGAAUUUCGUUAUGAUGAGGAAGGAGGUGUAACGUUCGGUGGGUGGUUUGCGAGAUAUGAGGAGCUGUUUAGGAAGGAUGCGGAGCGUAUAGAUGAAGCCGCGAAAGUCAGGCUGUUGAUGAGGAAGUUAGGUCCGGUUGAGCACGAGAGGUACACAUCGUUUAUAUUGCCCCGGAAAGCGGGAGAUUUUUCAUUUGCGGAAACGGUCCAGAGGUUGACCGAGUUGUUUGACACGCGAGAGUCGUUGCUUAGCAAAAGGUUCAAGUGCUUGCAAAUAGCGAAAAAUAAGAAUGAAGACCAUAUGUCAUAUGCGUGUAGGUUGAACAAGGCGUGCGUCGGAUUUGAGCUUGGAAAGCUUACAGAGGAACAAUUUAAGUGUUUAUUGUUUGUGUGCGGGUUGAAGUCAGAGCACGAUGUUGACUUCCGUACGAGGCUGCUUGCGCGAAUAGAAGAUAAAGCAGAUAUUACGCUGCAGCAGUUGUCGGCGGAGUGCGGCAGGAUAGUUAACUUAAAGAAGGAUAGUGCCAUGAUCGAGUCCCCAGCACAUGAGAAUGUGUUGGCUGUACAGUCGGAAAGACACUUACAAGUCAAAAGAUCGCAGCUAGAUCAGCGUACGACGCAGAGUAAGCCCUGCUGGGCAUGUGGGGAUAACCACUGGCAACGUGAUUGCCCAUAUCGUACUAAAGAAUGUUUUAAGUGUAGGCGGAUAGGCCACAAAGCUAGUCAUUGCAACAAAAAUCGAAGGAAAUUUAGGCAUCCUGAGUAUGGCCUCGGAUAUGAGGAACAGGAAGGGAAUGUUGCACAAGUGGUAACUGUGAGUGUGCAGAGCGUAGCAUCUAGGAGAAAAUACGUGGAGAUUAGUCUCAACAACAAGCCAGUUCACCUGCAACUCGACUCAGGGUCGGAUAUUUCUAUCAUAGACAUGCGUACAUGGAAACAAAUAGGGAGCCCCCGGCUCAAACCCCUUUCCGUCGCAGCGAGAACUGCUUCAGGAGCUGGUCUUAUGCUCGAGGGUGAAUUUCUGUGUGAGGCCACACUAGGCAAUGUUACGGCUGAAGUAACCAUAAGAGUGGCAAAACAUGAUCUUAUGCUAUUCGGUGCGGAUCUGUUUGAGUUGUUGGGUCUGUGGUCAACACCCAUUGAAAGUUAUUGCUAUAGAGAGGGCAGAAAUUUAAAGCAGCAUGAUAGGCUUGAUAAAAAACAGACCGAAUGUCUAGUAGCUAGUAUAAAGGCUGGUGAUGGCAUAGAUUAUGCAGCAGGCACGGGAAAUGCAAUUCCAUUCCUUUACAAUGAGGUGGUUAAGCCCAUGCAACGUGAUACAAUGCUGCGCAGAUUAUAUAGCUAUGGCAAUUAUGAAGGUCGAAUAGAUAGCGCCAAUUACCUUCGUAAACAGCCCUCGCCGAUAAUUUGUCACGAAGCGUACCAAAGAAAAGGGAGACACGUGAGGUCGCAAGAACCUUAGCGUAGGCGUAAAUAAUGAUUCAUAAACGGGCAUAUGAGUUAAAGGAUCCCUGGCGAGAGGGUACAUGUCUCAAAGAAGUGCUAGAAAUUAAGUGAUACAAGAAUGGAAAAUAAUGGUAUUAAUUUACGGUAGGAUGUUUUAAUGGCUGAGGGUAGAGUUUCUGGAACAAAAUAGCCGUCACAAUUUUUAGCAUUUUAGCAAACCCAGUUUUAGCCAUCGUGGCACAACAUUCCCCUAGCAUAGUCUGCGCACGUGAACAAAUGAAUGGUCCACCUCGCCGCUCUUCUCGUGAUAGAAGGGCGUCGCGCAGGUUGCAGCUGUACCAGCUGAAUUAAGAGAGGGAGAUGUUGUGUACAGAAACGGUGCAGUGUAACCGCGACUCGAUGCUGUCGUGCAACUGACAGCAUCCGACGUCCGAAUGGCCGUUAAGGGCUUCGGGAGCGAUCGGGCUACCGAGGGUCGGCACUCGAUCAUAGGCCGCGACCCGACACACACAACAGUCCUGUAGAAUAUAUGUUAUUUAUAUUAGAAUAUAAGUGGUUUAUACAGAAGA